AUGUUUCGUCUAGAUCUACCAACAAGCUCAAGAUGCACAGAGUUUAUCUCUGGCAAGGAUUAUCGUGGAGGUGAUAUUAAUGCCAAUUAUCCAGCACAAGUACGCUCACCAGCAGCAUGUGCUGCAUUAUGUGAGGAAUAUCCAGAUUGUAUUGCAUGGACAUUCAAUGUCAAGAGUGCUAAAUGCUGGGUAAAAAGUACCUUACCUGCUCUUGGUAGUGGUACCGAUACAUAUACAGGAUCAUGCGAUAAAUCAUCAAAAUAA
Messenger RNA from Adineta steineri, 264 nucleotides. The record is from the annotation of a GenBank genome assembly. NCBI's taxonomy places the organism in Eukaryota, Metazoa, Rotifera, Eurotatoria, Adinetida, Adinetidae.